This is a messenger RNA of Paramecium pentaurelia, 391 nucleotides long. The record is from the annotation of a GenBank genome assembly. Lineage: Eukaryota; Ciliophora; Oligohymenophorea; Peniculida; Parameciidae.
AUGAAAAGUGAUACUAUAAGAUAUCUUUCAGAAAUAACAACAAAUGAUAAAAAAUAAUUUAUGUUUAAUAAAUAAUCAAAUAUUUAGUAGAAAAUUUAAGAUAUAUUUGAAGGGGGGAUCUCAAAAAUUGAUCCAAAAUGGUUAGGAUUAGCACUAAGUUAAGCAGUAUAUACAUAUGAAAUUUUGAAUGAUAAAGUUAGUGCUUGUAAAAUAGCUUAAAAAGUAAUGUUUUCAAGUAUUAGAGGCAUUUGAUGGGGCACUUUCAGAAUUAGAUCAAAUAUCAUAAGAUAAUUAUAAAGAUGUGACUAUAAUAAUUUAAUUAUUACGUGAUAAUCUUGUACUUUGGGAAUCUGAAUAGAUGAAUGAAGCAAAUAAUAAACAGAAAGAGUGA